ACCAGGGGGCGCUGUACCCCAAACUGUCCAUCAUCUGACGGACGCUCAGCUGGCCCUCCACUAGUUUUUGACAACAACGAUUCUGUCGACAAUGUUCACAUCUUGACUAUCGGCCCCCAAAAUUACAACAACUUCCUAUUAGUCUGUUGCCUUUUGUUCUUUGAAGUUAUUCACCAUGGAGCCGUCUGCGCCCAAAAGCAAGCUGAAAAAGCUGAGUGAAGACAGUUUGACCAAACAACCAGAGGAAGUGUUUGAUGUUUUAGAGAAACUCGGUGAAGGUUCCUAUGGCAGUGUGUUCAAAGCCAUCCAUAAGGAGUCAGGCCAGGUGGUGGCCAUUAAGCAAGUUCCUGUGGAGUCUGAUCUGCAGGAGAUCAUCAAGGAGAUUUCCAUCAUGCAGCAGUGUGACAGCCCUUACGUAGUGAAGUACUAUGGCAGCUACUUCAAGAACACAGACCUGUGGAUUGUCAUGGAGUACUGUGGAGCCGGCUCUGUGUCUGACAUCAUCAGAUUGCGCAACAAGACAUUGACAGAAGAUGAGAUUGCAACUAUCCUGAAGUCGACACUGAAAGGUCUUGAAUAUCUUCACUUCAUGAGGAAGAUCCAUCGGGACAUCAAGGCAGGAAACAUCCUCCUCAACACUGAGGGACACGCUAAACUGGCAGACUUUGGAGUUGCUGGACAACUAACGGACACAAUGGCAAAGAGAAACACUGUGAUUGGUACUCCAUUCUGGAUGGCCCCUGAGGUGAUCCAGGAGAUUGGCUACAACUGCGUGGCUGACAUCUGGUCCCUGGGCAUCACGUCUAUAGAGAUGGCAGAGGGCAAACCUCCCUAUGCUGACAUCCAUCCCAUGAGAGCGAUCUUCAUGAUCCCCACCAACCCUCCUCCAACAUUCAGAAAGCCGGAGCUUUGGUCAGACGAAUUCACAGACUUUGUCAAGAAGUGUCUGGUCAAGAAUCCAGAGCAGAGAGCGACUGCCACGCAGCUCCUGCAGCACCCAUUUAUCAGCCAGGCCAAGCCGGUCACAAUCCUAAGAGACCUGAUAACCGAGGCCAUGGAGAUGAAAGCCAAGAGGCAGCAGGAGCAGCAGAGAGAGCUGGAGGAGGAGGACGACAACUCUGAGGAGGAGACGGAGGUGGACUCUCACACUAUGGUGAAGUCGGGCUCAGAGGGCGCAGGAACCAUGAGGGCCACCAGCACCAUGAGUGAUGGGGCGCAGACCAUGAUUGAACACGGCAGCACCAUGCUAGAGUCAGACCUGGGCACUAUGGUCAUCAACAGUGAUGAUGAUGAAGAGGAGGAGGAAGACCAGGGAUCCAUGAGGAGACACGCCACCCCCCAGCAGCCGAUACGUCCGUCCUUCAUGGACUACUUUGACAAGCAGGACUCUAACAAAGCAGCCCAGCAGCAGGAGAACUACAACCACAACCAGCCACAGGAGCAGCCCGGCUACCAUAUCCAGUCCAAGAAUGUCUUCCCGGACAACUGGAAGGUGCCUCAGGACGGAGACUUUGACUUUCUGAAGAACCUGGACUUUGAGGAGCUGCAGAUGCGCCUGACUGCCUUGGAUCCCAUGAUGGAGCGGGAGAUUGAGGAGCUCAGGCAGCGGUACACAGCCAAAAGGCAGCCCAUCUUGGAUGCCAUGGAUGCCAAGAAGAGACGACAACAGAACUUCUGAGUGUCCCACCCUCUAGUCUCCCAAAACCACCAUCACCACAAAACUUACGUCCCAUUGACUCAGAGGAAGUACGAUGACCUUAGUGUCUUUGUUGGAAGCCCACUGCUGUUCUAACUGACUGCUAGUUGGCCUCUGAAUGAAGUCGGAUGCUACUUUUACAUCCAUUUUGGCUCCUGGAAUCUAUACUCGUCUGCCUUGUUUCCAUCUACACCAUGUCUAGAUGCCGUUCCUCCAUUUUAAAUCUUAUAUUUGUUUCUACAAGUCCUGCAAAGUUGCUUUCCCAUGAAUGAUGCUCAGGACUGCGGCCAAAGAAAGAACAAAGGCCUCGUUGUUAUAUGUCUGAAAGUCACAACACGAACUUCCCCUUUUCCAAAUGAAAUCAAGUUCCAUGUCACACAGAAAACCCCUCGGGGAAUCCCCAUUAACACGUAAAGGAGCCUGUCGUCUGGCAGUAGCAGCAGUAUAAUCACAGUGGUCAACGGCAAGUGGUCGUCUUUUCCUCAGACUUUUUCAGUGUAAAUAUAAUACAGAGCCUAGUUUGGAAAUACCUGCAACACAAAGCUGUGGAGGCUUGUCCAUGACCAAAGACAAUCAAGGUGAUGUUGAUGAAGUUGAGAAUGCCUUAAAAUAAGCAAUGUAAAAAAACAACAACAACAACCAAGUCAUCAGGUGUUAAAAUCCAUAUCCUCGCUUGGAGAUGAGUCGGACACGGACUGUGGAAAGCUGCGAGAGUGGACAGUAAUGUCACGUGGGCAGUGAAGAACGGAUCGUGCAUGUUUUUCAUGGCGGACCAGAAAAUUCUCAACUUUCAUUCGUCUUAUCAUUUAUUUAAUUAUGUUCCUUUUGAGUAAGAUGUUCUGGGCUUCUUUUAAACACCCAGUGCACUGUCUACAUUGACUCCACGCAUCUUAGUGCCUCAUAAAACACCUGUCCCACUCACCUACCGCUCUUCGUGAACUUUAAAUGAGCUUUUCCUCGGCAAAAUGAUCCACCAUACUCAAAUUAAAGCUAGAGUUUGCACCCAAAUUCAUUCCUAAGUAAAAAAAAAAAAAAAAAAAAAAAGGUUUCCAUACAAGUGAAAGCAUUCCACAACACUGUUUAACUUUUAUUUAAUGUCCCUGCAAAAAACCUGCAGAUUUAUUUCAGGGUUUUAAUGAUUUUGUUUUCUUUGAUUGCUCCAAAUUAUGAUUGAGUAUGAUUUUCUAAAACAUUUCAACAAGAUGCAAAGCAGUGAAUAAAAUGAUAACAGGUCAGCACUCAGUGAGGGAAAUUAAGUAGUUGCGCAUGACUGGUCCUGCAAACGGUUUUUAUAUCUGUAGUCCAAGAAAAACACAUCAACUUCAAGUAGUUAGAAUUGAGAAUGUGCUGUUUUUGUUUUCUACAGUGCAGUUUUCUGACAUUUAGGUGACAUUACUAAUGAAGGAAUGAAGACACACUGUUGGUUCAUGCUGUGUUUUGUGCACAGGCUAAUUUUUAACUGCUAAAAAAAUGUAUGUACACAGAACUGUUCAGUGCAGUGGUCAGUUGUGUUGUUCCUUUGCAUUUAAAGGUCCUGUGUGUAGGAUUUAGUGACAUCUAGUGGUAAGGGAAUUACAGUGGCUGGCGCAAAACUGCAAAAGGCCUUUUCUAAAUUCAGUGUGUGGUUUGUCUGUUCUGGGCUACUGUGGAAAAACAUGGUGGACGCUCCACAUGUAGAUAAAAAUUACUCACUCUAAGGUAACUAAAAGACAAUGAUUCUUAUUUUCAGGAGAUGAUACACUAAUGAAAACACAGUUAUGAAUGUUAUAUUCCAUUUCUGCUGAUGUAUAUCUCUCUAACUCCUACACACUGGACCUUUAAGGAAAAUCAGAACCGUUUUUAUGUCAUGCAUUUAUCCUGAAAAAUAUAUCAGUUUUAAAAUUCUGAAUGUUGAAUUGAAAACUGUCUGCUCUUUUCACGAGGGAAACAAACUGCUCUGUUGUGGUUGUAGUUUAUCUUUGAAGUUCUGAUUUUACACGUGUGCUUAUAACGACCCUUUGAAUGAAUUCUGACUAUCUUUAAGAACAUGUACAAUAUGUCUGCAGGUUGCUGUUACCUAUGAAUGUUAAUAUGCAGCGGUGAUGGUUCAGCCCACACUUACUGCAUAUUAAUCGACAUUUUUGAUAAUGCUGUUACACUAUCGUAUGUCUCAUCUGAUCGGACAAUGUGGCCAAAAUGAGCUGACAUCUUUAAACACCAAAUUACAAUCAGUGUUGUCUCAGCUUUUGAAAGAUCACGUCUGUAUGUUUGAAUUAUUUUUUUUAACCUGUUCUUCUACAUAAAUCAUUAACGUUGUUGCCAUGAAUUGUUUUCAAGUCUGCAGUGCAUCGGCGACUUACACACAAGCAUUCACACUUUAUUUAUUAAACGUGUUUAAAACUU
Epinephelus fuscoguttatus (brown-marbled grouper) is the source of this 4078-nucleotide messenger RNA. It is a transcript of the gene stk3, whose product is annotated as serine/threonine kinase 3 (STE20 homolog, yeast). NCBI's taxonomy places the organism in Eukaryota, Metazoa, Chordata, Actinopteri, Perciformes, Serranidae. Gene Ontology annotation, biological process: protein phosphorylation; intracellular signal transduction; regulation of MAPK cascade. Gene Ontology annotation, molecular function: ATP binding; protein serine/threonine kinase activity. Gene Ontology annotation, cellular component: cytoplasm. The record is from RefSeq and is a predicted model, not a curated record. The transcript is spliced from 11 exons. The coding region runs from base 176 to 1678 and encodes 500 amino acids.